Messenger RNA from Trypanosoma theileri, 3204 nucleotides. RefSeq lists its product as uncharacterized. The record is from RefSeq and is a predicted model, not a curated record. Bases 1 to 3204 code for a protein of 1067 amino acids. NCBI's taxonomy places the organism in Eukaryota, Euglenozoa, Kinetoplastea, Trypanosomatida, Trypanosomatidae. The transcript has a single exon. Gene Ontology annotation, molecular function: RNA binding.
AUGCCUAUGGCACAACAACAACAACAGCAGCAGCAGCCGCAAAAGCAACAACAACAACAACAACAACACCAGCAGCUAAAUCCGCAACAACAACUCCAGACACAACAGCAGGAGCAACUGAAUCCACAAGCACCUGUGUGGAUUCCCAGGGUCGUAACUCCAAUGACAAUGCCAACCACAGUCUUUCCUCCUUUCUACCCGUUCCCUCCUCCUGCUAUGUCAAGUCCUUACAUGGGACUUGGCCCAGUUCCACCUUCAGUAAGGCCAAUUGCUGGAUAUUCUCUUUUUUCGCAUGGUCAAGGAACAGGGAGUCCAUUUCCUUCACCAGGGCAGCAUGCUUGGAUAGAUGCCAAGCGGAAUUAUUUCAGCAGUUUUCCUAACUUGUAUAUGACCCAACAGCCGCCGUAUGGGACCGAUCGUGGGAGUUACUUGGAUGUACCACCCCCAACAUUACCGUUCUUCCCUAGUGGUCCUUUCGCCAGCACAAAAAGCAUUGUUGCUGGUUCAUUAAUUCCUACUUCUGAUAAAUCAGGGCAAGAUGUCAUGUGUCGCAACAUCCUUUCAACAGAAAAGAGAGAAGAGGAUGUCCCACAGGAAGUAUGUCGAGUUGAAAAGAAAAUGGAUGUUACGAGUAUAGAGGAUUGGCACCGUUAUCUAUCUGAGUCUUGUUCAUCAUGUCUCCUAUGUGGAGAAGAUGGACACCGCUAUUCAGCAUGUCGAUUAUUUGACGGUAAAAGUGUUUGUUUUCUACACAUAUCAACCUCUUGCGUUUAUGUAAUGCAUCACAUGCAAUGGAUUGAAGGAGCCAAACUACGAGACGUCUAUUCCUUCAUUCACAGCGCUAUGGGGCUCUCACCAGAUCAAGUGGUUUUAUUUGUCAGCAAUCAGAUGAUAACAUUUACAAAUUACUCUCUCGACACACGUUGCUGUGACUUGCAUCUUCUUCCUGGAGCAAUUGUGGGUGUUACCCAGCAGAAAUUAUCCAUAGAAGAAAGGUUGCCAUUAUCAGUGAGACAAGGAAUGUCUCCUAUAAGAAGGUCUGUACGAGAGGUACUUCCUAUUGAAGAAAAAGAGACACAUAUUGAUGCUACUUUUGAUGUUUCUACCAUCGCAAAAUCUUCAGAACUCUCCGUAUCAACGGCAAUACCUGAGGGGAGAACACAAUACCCUUUGGAAAGUACCAUGGAAGAAAUUACUGAAGUUGUAUCCCUCACCCACAGGGGAGACAGUGCUAAGAGUGGUAUUGCAAGUACAAGAAAUGAAGAGGAGGAAAAGAGUCCUAUGAGCGUUGGAGGUGGAACCGCCGUUCCAUCUCCACAAACAUCAAAAAGUGGUACACUUUAUUCGGAGAGCAGAGAUCCUACCUUGACGACGGUUUCAUCUCUAACUUCAGCUAUUCCCUUUUCAGAUGUUACCACCGGCAUUACAUUUCGCGGUGACAGUGGUCCACUUAACUGGCCUGAGGCUCCUGGUGAUGAUAAGGGUUAUGGUAUGGAAGAAAGAACCCAUCGUAUUGAUCCCACAAUGACAACCUUGGCGGGUAAAGAUGCCGUUCUCUCUCCAUCAACGACGGAGGAUGCCGCAUCAGAGGAAUUACGCCGUCGUCGCACUGUUCAUGUGAAAUUCAUACCAGUUACGAUGACGUUUUCUGCCAUACGCGCGUUGCUGUGGUCUUGUGGUGAAGUGAACAAAGUCCGUUUGGUUCGGCCACGCACUACGGCACACCCCGAGCGUACAUUUUACGUUUGUUUUGCAGAAUACGCAGAUGAGGAGGGGGCGGCCCGAAUGAUUGCACUCCACGGAUGCCGCGUUGCAGGGAACUUUACACUCGCCGUGGCCCCAAGUCGUGAUGCCAUUCGUGGUGGUUUUAUUACUGAUCGUGAUUUCGGCAGCGGCAGGCCGUGUACGUUUGGUCUCAAUGAAGUUGAAAUGCGCCGCUUGGGAAUUCCCACCACCACACCAAUGGCCGUACCAACAACAACAACAACAACAACAACAACAACACCAACAAUGGUAAUUCCAUCUGCGAGAGAGACGGUGCCCUUGCCACCCUUUGCACCCUUCCCUAAGCGAUUUUUCCCUACGCCGACCACUCAAGAGAAGCGUGGAAAAGUCUCUGUCAGAAGUAAUAUUGAGCAUAAAGAUGACAGUUCAAGCGAAGGUGAAGAAGGUGAAGAGAGAGGCUCUGGAGGGGAUGAUGAAAGUGGACCAUACACGCUUCAAAUUGUUUCAACAGUGAAAGGACGAAAAGGACAGCAAAGGGAUCCUUCACGUAGAGUCAGUGGUAUUGAGGGAAGUGAAAAUGUUUUAUCGGCAUCUCCGCGAACGCUUCCUGCUAUGAGACCGUUCCCAGAAGUGGCCUCUCGUGAGACAAUAAGAAGAGCUGAAACACUACGCGCUUCUUUGCGUGACGCCGUCUUGAAUCACUUAAACCAACGAUCAUCCGAGUCCUUUUAUAAUGCAUUCAGAAUAUUGGAAGAACUCAGGUGGACUGCUGGGACUGCUUUAUUUCAUCUUGAACUUGCAGUGUUUGAGGUGUUACUACUUUUGAACCAGGAUAAUGUUAUUCUUUCAAAGGAUCUCGAAAAGUCUGCUGCUGCUGCUGUACGUUUGGGAACUGAGUUGCAUCAGAUAUUGCAAUCCGUUGCUGCAAACAACAGUGCCAUUGCCCCUAUGUGGCGUUCACUCUUCACUCCUACUCCACCGGUACAACAACGAGAACAAGAAUAUGGGGUCGUGGAGAGUGAAAUUGAGGGAGGUAAACUACACGAUUCCCCUGGUGUAUCACCUAUAUAUCCAUGUUUGUCUAAUUGUCUUCGCUUUGUUGAGCUCUUGCUGUAUAUUGCAGUUUUGCUUGACAGCUCCCACAAGAAGAAAACACCGCGUCGUGAUGAGGCAGAGACAACAGGUGCCACACUGUCAUUACCAUUGCCUCCUCAGACGAACCCUCUGCAUGAUGUAGAGAGUGAGUUACUGGUUUCUGCUCGCCGCCUACUUAUGCAACUGCAGCUUGAAUUCUCUACAGAAAGGGGAGUUUCUGCAUCCGCUAAAUGCACAUGGGGUGAUAAAAUAUCUUCUAUAUUACAAAGAAUACCCUCCACAAGUGGUUGGCAUGAUGGGAAUCUAAUACACUUGCUUUCUACAAAUCCCCGACAAAGUUCCCAAGGGAUAUUGUUGGAAAGCCUGGAUUUUCGUCUUUUCUAG